AUGCCCAAAUAUGCAAAGUUCCUCAAAGACAUCCUGACAAACAAGAGGAAAUGGACGGAUGAUGUCACGAUCUCGUUAACGGAAAACUAUAGCUCCAUAAUUUCUAAGAAAAUCCCAACUAAGUUGAAAGAUCCCGGAAGUUUUACCAUUCCGUGUGUAGUUGGUGAUAUGGAAUUUUCCAAAUGCUUGUGUGAUUUAGGAGCUAGCAUUAACUUGAUGCCAUUAUCUAUAUUCCAAAAGCUUGUCUUGGGUGAUGUGAAGGAAACUUCAAUGCUACUCCAAUUGGCGGAUCAAUCCAUCAAACGACCACACGGUCGUCCAUUCAUGAAUACCGGUCGAGUAUUAAUUGAUGUACAUGAUGGAAAAUUGAUUUUCAGAAUCGGCGAGGACCAAGUUGAGUUCAACAUGACACGCCUAAUAAAACACCCUUUGGAGGAGGAGACAUGUAUGAGGGUCGACAUUAUCGAUGAAUGUGUGAUCGAAGAAAAGGAUGAGGAAUCCAAGAUCGAGGACUUAAAGAGCGUGAAUUCAAUGGACAUGUCUCAAGAAGAGGAGGAGUUUGAACCUCCAAGACCCGAAUUACUCUUGAGAACUGAUAAGCCUACACCGCCUUCUACCGAAAAGCCACCAAUUCUAGAGCUUAAACCUUUACCUCAAUUCUUAAGGUACUCCUUUUUAGGAGAAAAUGACAUCUUGCCGAUUAUUAUAUUCAACAAGUUGUCCAAACAACAAGAAGAAAGGGUAAUUGAUUGA
Mercurialis annua (annual mercury) is the source of this 753-nucleotide messenger RNA. RefSeq lists its product as uncharacterized. The record is from RefSeq and is a predicted model, not a curated record. Bases 1 to 753 code for a protein of 250 amino acids. NCBI's taxonomy places the organism in Eukaryota, Viridiplantae, Streptophyta, Magnoliopsida, Malpighiales, Euphorbiaceae. The transcript is spliced from 2 exons.